GUGCAAGUCAGUUCCAAUUCCACCAGAGUUUCCCCAAAGCUGCUUGAAAAGUGGUUUCCUACGCCUUGGAGUUUGGACAUCCUGUUCGCACGUAGAGACAUUUCGACCUCACCUUUCGCGACGACAGCCCAGCAUGUUUCGCUCAAAGCUCGUCUUGUCCAGCAGGACCCUCCUGCGUGCCAACAAUGCGCUUGCCCAACAACCAAUGAGAAGCUCGCAAGUCCUAUGCAGCUCUGGGAGGAGGACUUUCGCUAGCUUGUCUUCCAUCGGACAGGUCAUCGAAAACACUGUUGACAUCCACUCCGACGAGUUCAAGGAAAACGCAGCGGCCCAAGAUCAGUUGGUGAAGCAGCUUAGGGAGGAUGUCGAUAAGAUAAAGCAAGGAGGCGGACUAGAAGCACGGAAACGCCACCUCUCCCGGAAGAAGCUUCUACCACGCGACAGAGUCGACGCCCUCAUAGAUCCCGGAUCGCCAUUCCUCGAACUCUCACAAUUUGCUGGAUACAAGCUGUAUGAGGAUGACGUUCCGGCAGGAGGAAUCAUCACGGGAAUCGGGCGGGUCAGCGGAGUGGAAUGCGUCAUUGUGGCAAACGAUUCCACUGUCAAGGGAGGAACCUACUAUCCUAUUACUGUGAAAAAGCACUUGCGUGCACAAGAGAUUGCAAGGGAAAACAAGUUGCCUUGUAUCUACUUAGUCGAUUCCGGAGGUGCCAACCUGCCGAGACAGGCGGAUGUGUUCCCGGACAAAGAGCAUUUCGGAAGAAUCUUCUACAAUCAGGCGACCAUGUCAGGAGCUGGUAUUCCCCAGGUCGCGAUUGUCCUCGGGUCCUGUACUGCUGGAGGAGCAUAUGUGCCAGCGAUGGCUGAUGAGAGUGUGAUUGUCAAGAACCAGGGAACUAUUUUCCUCGCCGGGCCGCCGCUUGUGAAAGCUGCAACGGGAGAAGUCAUCUCCGCCGAAGAACUCGGUGGUGCCGAUCUCCACUGCAAGACCUCCGGCGUCACAGACUACUACGCCCACUCCGACGCGCACGCCCUCUCCCUCGGCCGCCAAAUCGUCGCCAACCUGAACUACAAGAAGCAACCCAGCGUCACGCUCACCGCUCCCGAGCCGCCAUUGUACUCCCCCGAAGAGAUUGGAGGCAUUGUCGGCGACAAUCUGAGGAAACCGUAUGAUGUUCGACAGGUUAUUGCAAGGAUUGUGGAUGGGAGUCGGUUUAGCGAGUUCAAGGAGUUCUAUGGGACUUCUCUUAUCACUGGGUUUGCGAGGAUCCACGGCUUCCCUGUCGGAAUCGUCGCGAACAACGGAAUUCUGUUCUCCGAGUCCUCCUUGAAGGGAGCGCACUUUGUGCAACUGUGCAGCAAACGGGGUAUUCCGUUGGUCUUCUUGCAGAACAUUACUGGUUUCAUGGUCGGCAAGAACGCCGAGGCCGGCGGGAUUGCCAAGAACGGUGCCAAGCUCGUAACCGCCGUUGCUUGUGCCAAUGUUCCAAAGUUUACGAUUUUGUGUGGAGGAUCCUUCGGAGCAGGAAACUACGGAAUGUGUGGCAGAGCAUACAGCCCUCGUUUCUUGUGGACAUGGCCCAACUCCCGUAUCAGCGUAAUGGGAGGCGAGCAGGCUUCCAAUGUUCUGGCGCAGAUCACUCGAGAUGCAAAGGCGAAGAAGGGACAGGAGUGGGCCGUGGAAGAAGAAGAAGCCUUCAAGAAACCUAUCCGGGAGCGAUACGAGUCUGAAGGACACCCCUACUUCGCCAGCGCACGAUUGUGGGACGACGGAAUCAUCACCCCCUCCUCCACCCGCGAUGUGCUCGGACUCGGUCUGAGCGCGGCACUGAGCAAGCCGGUUAACGAGACCCAGUUUGGUGUUUUCCGUAUGUAGAAGUCGGGAUAGACGGUCCCUCGGACGCACCAUCUGUACAGUAUGUAGAGUCCAUAUAGAUUCGCAGACAGUUUGCUGCUGUUUUCCAUAUCAUGCUUCAUUUCUGUGACUGGCUUUACGUUUUUUUUUCUAAUUCAUAUGGAGGGCAAUCACGCAUUUUUCAA
Messenger RNA from Fimicolochytrium jonesii, 2040 nucleotides. Its product is annotated as carboxyl transferase. Gene Ontology annotation, cellular component: methylcrotonoyl-CoA carboxylase complex; mitochondrion. Gene Ontology annotation, biological process: L-leucine catabolic process. The transcript has 20 exons. Gene Ontology annotation, molecular function: methylcrotonoyl-CoA carboxylase activity. Lineage: Eukaryota; Fungi; Chytridiomycota; Chytridiomycetes; Spizellomycetales; Powellomycetaceae. Bases 134 to 1876 code for a protein of 580 amino acids. The record is from RefSeq and is a predicted model, not a curated record.